UGAGAUCAUUUUCAAAUACAGGAUCCAGGAGACUGCACAACUCAGUUCAGUAAUGUUUAGUGYCGCGGUUGGAAUACUUCUCUUAGUGGCGUCGUCCGCGUACGCCAUCAGCAAGGGAGCUUACUGCCACAGUGAUGAUUUUCAGGACUUUGCUUACCGAGUACCUGAGCAUUCCUGUCCUUGCAGCCCAAAGACUACUGGAACCCUUCGUUAUCACAAUGACCAAAUCCAAUUCUGUAAUGGCAAAGAUUACGUGAACAUGGGUGGCCACAAUCAUCUUGGUGAACUUGGAAGUGAAAGUAAUCCUGCUAAGUCAUGUCAUAACAUCUUGGCUGCCAACAGUAAGGCCAAAAGCGGUGUGUACUACCUUAAUCUUGGCGGCCAGGUAACCAAGACAUACUGCUACAUGGAAGAGAUGUGCGGAUCAAGAGGAUGGGCGAUGAUUAUGAAAAUCGAUGGAUCCAAGGCCACUUUCAGCUAUAAUUCCCCGAAAUGGACAGACAAACACCCAUACAAUGAAGCAGCAGCAGCAGGAGGUCUUGACAACCAAGAAACGAAGCUCGAAACCUACCACAACCUYGCAUUCACCAAGUUAUGUUUAGGCUURAAGACAAGUGGCAUCACUCACUGGCUUGAUUUGAGCUACAAGGCCAACUCAUUGUACUCGGUGAUACAUAACAAUGUUUACAAACCAACACAUCUUGGACGCAAUGCCUGGAAAACCCUGAUACGUGGGUCAUCUCUGCAGAGAAAUUGCAACCGAGAGGGAUUUAACGUAAGGCAAGGAGAUGCCUCCAUGGCAAGAAUCGGUAUAAUCUCCAACCAAGAAAAUGACUGUCACUCACCCGAUUCGCGUAUUGGCUUUGGAACUGGUGGUAGCUGGUGUGGCCAAAAUAAGCACAACAGCGCUGGAAACGAAGCGAGAUGCCACCCUGACAACGGUGACAAGAGUACUAAGAGUUUUGGUUACAUUUUUGCUCAACCCCAUGUUCACGGCUCUGAUUUAGGAUCUCACGACAACCCAGCGCCUUCGUGCCGUGCUAUUCACCAAGCAAGAAGUUCUGCAAGGAAUGGUGUAUACUAUCUGAAACUUGGUGGUCGUCUGGUCAAGACGUUUUGCGUCAUGGACAAUAUUUGCGGGUCAAGAGGAUGGACUAUGGUUAUGAAGAUUAACGGAGGAAAGACCACAUUCGGAUAUAACUCAGCUUACUGGAAAAACAAGGCAGUAUAUAAUCCCUCUGGUGCUGUUGGUGGACUUGAUGACCAAGAAACAAAGUUGGCAACUUAUUCAGACUUGUCAUUCAAAGCCCUUUGCUUGGGAAUGAAGACUGGCCACACAAAAAGAUGGCUGAGACUACCUCAAGCGGCUUCAUCCCUGUAUUCUUUGAUUGCUGAUGAUAAGCAAAGAGCUGUCACUCGUUUGGGUCGUAACAAGUGGAAGACGUUGAUUCCAGGUUCCUCUCUCCAGCCACAUUGCAACCGAGAAGGAUUCAACGUAAGGCAUGGCGAAGCAGCGAAGGCAAGAAUCGGUAUAAUCUCAAACCAAGAAAACGACUGUAACUCACCCGAUUCGCGUAUUGGCUUUGGAACUGGUGGCAGCUGGUGUGGCCAAAACAAUGGCAACAGCGCUGGUAACGAAGCGAGAUGCCACCCUGACAACGGUGACAAGAGCAUCAGGUCCAUCGGUUAUAUUCUCGUCCAGUAAAAGAAAAACAUGUCACAGGAACCAAUGUGGAAAAGGAUUUUGUAGAAUCUAGAAAUCUAGACACAUGAUGUAAGAAAGACGAGACAUCAUUAAAGCAUUAUAAAACUU
Exaiptasia diaphana is the source of this 1813-nucleotide messenger RNA. RefSeq lists its product as uncharacterized. The transcript has 6 exons. Lineage: Eukaryota; Metazoa; Cnidaria; Anthozoa; Actiniaria; Aiptasiidae. The coding region runs from base 53 to 1705 and encodes 550 amino acids. The record is from RefSeq and is a predicted model, not a curated record.